CCGCUUCAUGAUCACUCGAUCCGAUGAUGCCGUCGAGACUGGCCACAUGUCACUGUUACCUUCAUCUCGGUGUUUAAUUAACCCCUAAGAUCGAUCAUCAAUUAAUCCAACCAUGCAUAAUAUUCAUUUUCCCAUACAUAUAUUAAUAAUCAUCAAUACCUUCACCAUAUAAUUAAUAUACCUAUAUCUAUCGAUCAUCUGUAAUUCCAUGCAAUAUACAUAUAUAAGAAGAACUACAGAAGAGAAAAAAGUAUUAAGAUCGAAUUGAAGAAGCAAUAAUUAAAUAAAAAUGACGGACAUUAUGGAUGAUAUAGCUGAAGAAAUAUCAUUUCAAAGCUACGAAGACGAUCUUAGGCUGUUAUUUAGUCUUUUGAAUGAUGUUCUUCAACGAGAAGUUGGAUCAAAUAUUAUGGAAAAAGUUGAACAUACACGUACUCUCUCUCAGAGUGCCUGUCUUAUAAGAGCAGCUGGGAUUGAGAACACUGCAGAGUUACUUGAGAAGCAACUGGCUACAGAGUUAUCAAAAAUGUCACUAGAGGAAGCUUUGAAACUUGGUAGAGCCUUCAGUCACUUUCUAAAUUUAAUGGGAAUUGCUGAAAACCAUCACAGAUCGCGCAAGUUAAAGAACAUAGCACAAGUCUCAAAAUCUUGUGAUGACACUUUCAAUCAGCUGAUUCAAAGUGGGCUUGCUCCUGAUGAACUCUAUGAAACUAUGUGCAACCAGGAGGUUGAGAUAGUCCUUACUGCACAUCCCACACAAAUCAAUCGACGUACUCUACAAUAUAAACACCUUAGAAUUGCUCAUCUAUUGGAGGUUAAUGACCGAAAAGAUCUUACACUAGAAGAUCAAGACGGACUUAUAGAAGAUUUGGUGAGAGAGAUAACUUCUAUCUGGCAAACAGACGAACUUAGACGCCACAAGCCCACACCAGUAGAUGAGGCUAGAUCCGGACUAAACUAUAUCGAGCAGUCACUUUGGAAGGCGAUACCUCAAUACUUACGACGAGUCAGCAAUGCUCUCAAAAAGCAUACUGGAAAGCCCCUUCCUUUGACAUGCACACCCAUUAAAUUUGGAUCAUGGAUGGGUGGUGAUAGAGAUGGAAAUCCAAAUGUCACAGCGAAGGUAACGAAAGAUGUCUCUCUUUUAUCAAGAUGGAUGGCUAUUGAUCUUUAUACAAGAGAGAUUGACAACCUUAGAUUUGAGCUAUCAAUGAACCAGUGCAGUGACAGUCUUUCACAUCUUGUACAAGACAUUCUUCAUAAAGAGAACUCUGAAGAUGAUCGACACGAGAAAUUAAAUCAUUUACUGAACCGAUGUCAGCCUAGGUAUAACAAUGUUCAUGGUUUACCUUCACAACUCCCUGCUGGUGCUGAUGUACCCUCAAAUACAGAGUGCAAUACAGGGGAAUCUAACUAUCCUCAGCUAGAUGUUCCUGGGUCCGCCGAGUACAAGCGUUUGAAUAAGGAUGCAGAAGCUACUUCAUCAAAGAGUUCAAGCCAAAAUAAUCAGAAAUCACAAGAAACCGGGGGUUCAUCUCAACCUACUACACCGAAAGGAUCACUCCUUGUUCAGAGGAAAAUGUUUGCUGAAUCACAAGUAGGAAGAGCCAGCUUUCAGAGGCUCUUAGAACCAAGUAUACCUCAGAAAUCCACCAUUUCUCCUUACAGAAUCGUUCUUGGGGACGUCAAACAAAAGCUUAUGAAUACGAGAAGGCGGUUGGAGCAGCUUCUAGAAGGUCACCCGUGUGACUUAGAGCCUUGUGAUUAUUAUGGCACACCAAACCAACUGUUGCAACCACUCCUUCUAUGCUAUGAAUCUCUGCAAUCCUGUGGGUCAGGAAUUCUAGCAGAUGGUCGUCUUGCUGACUUAAUAAGAAGAGUUUCAGUCUUUGGAAUGGUUUUAAUGAAGCUUGACCUACGUCAGGAAUCUGGUAGACAUUCAGAGACUCUUGAUGCAGUUACGAAUUAUCUCGGCAUGGGAAAAUACAGUGAAUGGGAUGAAGCGAAAAAACUUGAGUUUCUAGCAAGAGAGCUGAAGGGGAAGAGGCCGCUUAUUCCACCAACUAUAGAGGUUUCUCCUGAUGUUAAAGAAGUCCUGGAUACCUUCCGAAUUGCUGCAGAGUUGGGAAGUGAUUCACUAGGAGCAUAUGUGAUUUCGAUGGCCUCAAAUGCAAGCGAUGUCCUUGCGGUGGAACUUCUGCAGAAAGAUGCCCGUCUUGCUGUUGCUGGGGAGCAAGGUCGACCGUGUGUUGGUGGGAUAUUACGGGUAGUCCCUCUUUUUGAAACUGUGGCGGAUUUAAGGGGAGCUGGAUCAGUGAUAAGGAAAUUAUUAUCAAUUGACUGGUAUCGUGAGCAUAUCAUAAAAAAUCACAGUGGCCACCAAGAGGUUAUGGUUGGAUACUCUGAUUCUGGUAAAGAUGCAGGGCGGUUUGCUGCUGCGUGGGAACUUUACAAAGCUCAAGAGGACGUUGUAGCUGCAUGCAAAGAGUAUGGAAUUAAAGUUACGUUGUUUCAUGGCCGUGGAGGGAGUAUUGGCCGUGGUGGUGGUCCAACACAUCUUGCUAUUCAAUCUCAGCCACCUGGUUCCGUAAUGGGUACACUUAGAUCAACUGAACAGGGAGAAAUGGUGCAGGCCAAAUUCGGGCUGCCUGGUAUAGCUGUUCGUCAAUUAGAAGUCUAUACAACAGCCGUACUUCUUGCCACUCUUCGCCCUCCAAAACCACCCAGGGAUCAAAACUGGCGUAAUCUAAUGGAAGAAAUAUCAAAUAUCAGUAGGAAAAGCUACAGAAACAUUGUCUACGAAGAUCCAGAAUUUCUCACUUACUUUCAAGAAGCAACCCCACAAGCCGAGCUUGGAAACCUGAACAUAGGAAGCCGCCCAACCAGAAGAAAAACUUCCGUUGGGAUAGGUCAUCUCCGAGCCAUUCCAUGGAUAUUUGCAUGGACUCAAACCCGAUUCGUUCUUCCAGCUUGGUUAGGAGUUGGUGCAGGUUUAAAAGGUGUCUGCGAAAUGGGCCAUGCAGAGGAGCUAAAAGCUGCUUAUAAAGAAUGGCCAUUUUUUCAAUCCACAUUAGAUCUUAUAGAAAUGGUGUUAGGAAAAGCAGAUGUCCAUAUUGUUAAACACUACGAUGAAGUGCUUGUUUCUGAGAGUCGAAGAGUGCUUGGUGAUCAACUCAGAAACGAACUUUUAACAACUGGCAAGUAUGUGUUGGUUGUCACUGGUCAUGAGAAGUUAUCUGCUAAUAAUAAGAGUCUCAGAAUGUUGAUUGAGAGUAGACUUCCUUUUUUGAAUCCACUUAACAUGUUGCAAGUGGAAAUUUUGAAAAGGUUGAGAAGUGAUACCGAGAAUCAUAAGCUUCGAGAUGCACUACUUAUUACUAUUAAUGGAAUUGCUGCUGGGAUGAGAAAUACUGGUUAGUUUCCGUAUGACACUGAGAUAUCCUAUAUAAUGCAUAUAAAUAUAUGCAUACAAAGUCUAGGAUGAAUAGAGUUACGACUUAUGUAAAUGUGAAUAAUCUGGGAGAAAUAUCAAAUGUGUAACAUGUAGAAAUGGUACAUGUAAUUUCAUUUGUUGUGCAAGCACUGAGAUCAGGCUUGUUGUUGGAAUAAUGAUGCCUAUAAUCAGGUAUUAAAUUAAUUAAUUAGUGUUGGUGAUGCCACGUAAAUUGUAUAACUGAUUAUUUUCAUUUCUGUUUCCUUGUUAUUAUCCAAACGCUGUAACAAAUAUGAGCGUGGUCGCGUGAUCAAUUAGAAAUGAAUGUUUUGUUGUA
Erigeron canadensis is the source of this 3770-nucleotide messenger RNA. RefSeq names its product phosphoenolpyruvate carboxylase 4. Gene Ontology annotation, molecular function: phosphoenolpyruvate carboxylase activity. Gene Ontology annotation, biological process: carbon fixation; tricarboxylic acid cycle. Gene Ontology annotation, cellular component: cytosol. The transcript has 19 exons. The coding region runs from base 290 to 3418 and encodes 1042 amino acids. NCBI's taxonomy places the organism in Eukaryota, Viridiplantae, Streptophyta, Magnoliopsida, Asterales, Asteraceae. The record is from RefSeq and is a predicted model, not a curated record.